Molecule: messenger RNA, 3076 nt
Organism: Leptopilina boulardi
Lineage: Eukaryota; Metazoa; Arthropoda; Insecta; Hymenoptera; Figitidae
Gene: Pi3K59F
Product: phosphatidylinositol 3-kinase catalytic subunit type 3
Exons: 12
Coding region: 229-2889 (886 amino acids)
Biological process (GO): phosphatidylinositol-3-phosphate biosynthetic process; phosphatidylinositol-mediated signaling; autophagosome assembly
Cellular component (GO): endosome; peroxisome; membrane
Molecular function (GO): 1-phosphatidylinositol-3-kinase activity
Source: RefSeq, a predicted model, not a curated record
UACAUAUGAAAACCAAAUCUAUACAUAAUAAUAACAAUAAAGUUUCUUUUUAACCUAUAAACAUUGAAUAAUUAUUUCUUCAAUCUGUGUCUUAAGUUUUUAAUUAUACACAUAUUUUCUCUACAAUAUGUGUUCUGCUGGAAUAAUAGAAAUCAUCUAUAGAUAUGCUAGGAAUUGAAAUUUUCGAGAAUCAUUUCAUAGGAGAGGCGAACAACAACAACAACAACAAUGGAAGACGUGAGCGAUAAAUUCCUUUACGUAUACAGUUCUUCACUUGAGACGAGAAUACAAAUAAAAAUAGGAACACUUGAAGGAAAGAGGCAAAGACCCGAAUAUGAUAAAUUGUUGGAAGAUCCUAUGCUCAAAUAUUCAGGAUUGUAUGGAGAACGCGGUGGCAAAGGCGAUUUAGCAGCCUCAUUACAAGUUUGGGCUGGUGGAAGAGCUCUUGCCUUACCUGUUCAUACGGCCUAUAAACAUUUUACAUCUCGAUGGAAUUGGAACCAAUGGGUGACCUUGCCAAUAUCAUAUUCAGAUCUACCUCGUGAUGCUCAAUUAUGUAUAACAUUAUAUGAUUGUGCGGGUCCUGGUCAACAAAUUCCAGUUGGUGGCACAACAAUUUCCCUAUUUGGUAAACAUGGAGUUUUUCGUCAGGGUAUGUUGGAUUUAAAAGUAUGGCCGGGAAUUGAGGCGAAUGGUUGUGAUUUGUCAGCGACUCCUGGUAAAGCACGUGAUCAUGGAAAAGAACAAAUGCAAAGAUUAGCAAAACUCGCUAAAAAACAUCGCAAUGGACAAAUGAGUAAAAUCGAUUGGCUCGAUCGAUUAACAUUCCGUGAAAUUGAAUUGAUAAAUGAACGCGAGAAACGUGCAUCCGAAUAUCUUUAUCUAAUGGUCGAAUUUCCCGAAGUCACAAUGGACGGUGUUUCGUAUUCAAUUGUCUAUUAUGAAAAAGAUGGCGAUGAAGUGGUACAACAUAGAUCACAGCCAGACGUUGUUACAUUGCCAGAUUAUGAAAUCUUACAAGAAAAUCUUGUUGAAGCAAAACAUCAUAAAUUAGCUCGUAGUUUGCGUAGUGGUGGAAAUACAAGAGAAUUGAAACCAACAUCAAAUGUUCGCGAUGCAUUAAAUACAAUUUUGUCAUAUCCACCAACAACGGCACUAUCAACGGAGGAACAGGAUUUAAUAUGGAAAUUUCGAUUUUAUUUGUCGACGCAAAAAAAGGCGUUGACAAAAUUUGUGAAAUGUGUCAAUUGGAAAGUGACUGGCGAAGAACGUCAGGCAUUGGAGAUGCUUUCAUUGUGGGCGCCACCAGAUCCAGAAGAUGCACUAGAACUUCUUGGACCAGCUUUUACAUAUCCAGCUGUAAGAAGAUAUGCAAUUGGACGAUUAAAUCAUGCGCCCGAUGAUGAUCUUAUGCUUUAUCUAUUGCAAUUAGUGCAAGCAUUGAAAUAUGAAGAUUUCGAAAGUAUCAAGGCGGCAAAUGAAAGUCUUGUUAAGGAUAAGGAUAGUGAAAAAAAUGAGAAAUUCGACAAAGAUUUUAAGGCAAAUGAUCAAUCUUCAUCUCACACGACACAAUUAACAACGUCGACUGAAUCACAAUUGUCAUCAAAUCAUGAACAACCCAUGGAUUUGGCGUCAUUUUUAAUAACACGUGCAUGUCAAAAUUCAAUGUUGGCCAAUUAUUUUUAUUGGUAUCUAUCAAUUGAAUGUGAAGAACAACCAGAUCCAGCGAUAACUGUCAAACAAGAUACUCGUGUUCGAGAAAUGUAUUUGACUGUUAUGGCAAUGUUUUCAAAUGCUCUUGCGCGGGGAAAUGCAAUUUGGCAAAAGCGACGAGCAUUUUUGAAACGGCAAAAAAUUUUCAUCGAUCAAUUGGUGUCACUUGUUAAGGAUGUUGCACGUGAAAGUGGUAAUCGAAAACGAAAAACAGAUCGUCUUAAAGCACUACUGGCGGAUCCUGAUCCUGCAUUUAAAAUUAAUUUCUCCAAUUUUGAACCAAUUCCAUUUCCAUUGGAUCCAGAAAUUUGUAUCAAAGGAAUUAUUCCAGAAAAGGCAAGUCUUUUUAAAUCGGCGCUGAUGCCGUCAAAACUAACAUUCCUCACAACGGAAAAUAGUGAAUAUAUUGCAAUUUUUAAGCAUGGAGAUGACCUACGACAGGAUCAAUUAAUUUUGCAAACAAUAGCGUUGAUGGAUAAACUUUUACGACGAGAGAAUUUAGACUUGAAAUUAACUCCCUACAGAGUUUUAGCAACGAGCACAAGACAUGGAUUUGUACAAUUCAUCGAGUCAACAACUGUCGCUGAAGUUUUAGCAAGUGAAGGAUCUAUAUUGAGUUUCUUUCGAAAACAUCAUCCUUCUGAAACGGGUCCAUAUGGUGUUGCUUCUGAAGUAAUGGAUACGUAUGUGAGAAGUUGUGCUGGAUAUUGUAUAAUAACAUACGUAUUAGGAGUUGGCGACCGGCACUUAGACAAUUUACUUCUGACAACUUCAGGUAAACUAUUUCACAUUGAUUUCGGUUAUAUUUUGGGAAGAGAUCCAAAACCACUUCCACCACCAAUGAAAUUGAGUAAGGAAAUGGUUGAAGCAAUGGGUGGCGUUAAUUCAGAUCAUUAUCAUGAAUUUAGAAAACAAUGUUACACAGCAUUUUUACAUUUACGUAGACAUGCAAAUCUUAUUUUAAAUCUAUUCUCAUUAAUGGUUGACGCAAGUGUUCCCGAUAUUGCCUUAGAACCUGAUAAAGCUGUCAAGAAAGUUCAAGAUAAAUUGAGACUUGAUCUUAGCGAUGAGGAAGCAGUGCAUUAUGUACAAAAUCUUCUCGAUUUAUCAGUCACUGCCGUAAUGGCAGCGCUAGUUGAACAAUUUCACAAGUUCGCACAAUACUGGCGUAAAUAAAAUCAAAAUCUUAUUGAUUUUCAUUGUUAAUAGUAUAAAUAUCAUGCGAAUACAAAAGUAAAUCGAUUUUUUAUACUAAAAAAAAAAUAUUAAUUAUAAAAAGUGUGCAUGAAAAUUGUAAAUAGUGUAAUUUAUUGUUUUUAAAAAAAAGUUGUUUUCAAUAAAAUAGUUUCUAAAAAAAAAGAAA